Messenger RNA from Vitrella brassicaformis, 1278 nucleotides. The record is from the annotation of a GenBank genome assembly. NCBI's taxonomy places the organism in Eukaryota, Vitrellaceae.
CUCGUCCUAUGGAGCCCCUCGCCCACACGGGUCGUGAGGAUUUUGUCUACUCGAUACCAGUGGAGUCCCCCGUCGCCGUCGUCGUCAAUCUCUACUUCGCUGAGGUAAACAGACGUGUCCUCGCUAAUCAAAGCAUCGUUGGUGACAAGGAUAUGUACGAUAGGUCAUCCACAAAGGGAAACCGGGACAGCGUGUCCAAAACGUCUUCGUAGAGAACAACCAAGUGCUCAGUGAUUUUGACAUCUUCGCCACAGCUGCGGCUCUCAUCGCCCCCGAAGGCACCAAGGUAUAAAAGACCGGAUUGACCCAGAACACCUAUCUGCAACCUUCAAUUGUCUUUUCGCCUGCCAUUCCUUCUGAAAGGAGGUCAGGUAUAUAUCAAAGGACACGAGAACGCAGGAUGUCGUUGGCAACUCCACCGUGACUGUCUACAACGGCCCAGACGAGCCCUUCGGCACCAUCGUCAAAGUCGAGACGCCCAUGGCGGUAAUCGAGGACAACAGCAUUGACAUCAGAGGCGAUGCGGUGAAGGGCAAGUCAUGGCUCACAGCCGUCGAGGUCUACGCCACAGAAGUGGUGCUGGAUAUCACCGUCACGGCUGAUAGCCCCACACAGACGGAACCGUUCACCGCAAUUGCAUUCGCACCGGGAACGCCCACACAGGUGUGUCAAAUCGAAAGAGUCCCAGCACUCCACUCAACAACCCUCCUGCCUCUCUGGCUCACGGUGUGUUCUUGCCUGUCAGACGCUCACGAUUGAGAACAGGGACAGCCGCGACGUGAAGCUUCCCAUAUCAUUCGAGGGUGGCAGCGAUGCCCAAUUUACUUUUGUGCCCACGGAGGUCAUACUCAAGGCGGGAGAGACUUCCACCGUCCACAUCACGUGGACUGGAGCCGAUACUGCGGAUGGCCCUGUCGUCACCUCGCUCAAGCUAUCCAAACACGUAACAGAGAAGGGAUAUCCAGCGAGUGUGCCGACGUGUUCCUCUCUCUGUCGCAGCUUCGUGUGUUAAUUUCAGCCGAUGUAAUCAGUAAGGAGGCCAUGCUCGACGUGCAGAGCGGCAUACAGAUGGGUCUCAUCACUCCUCUGAGCUAUGGGGGCAGCGGCAAGGGCAUCCAGGCGCCCCUGUCGUCAAAGAGAACAGUCACCAUCACACGGGUAGUGGCGUUCGGCUCGGAGGAUGCUAUCCAGGUGUCCAUUCCUGGCACAUUUACCGUGGAGGGCCCAGCGGACAUCACCUUUAAGGAGCCGCGGACAUCACCUUUAAGGAGCCGCUAA